This is a messenger RNA of Rhagoletis zephyria (snowberry fruit fly), 1467 nucleotides long. The record is from RefSeq and is a predicted model, not a curated record. Lineage: Eukaryota; Metazoa; Arthropoda; Insecta; Diptera; Tephritidae.
AUGACGGCAAAACUACUUUUUCAAAUUGCUCUCCAACUAUUUUUGCUACUAAAUCUGCUCUGUUUGCAAUUAGUCACCGCUCAGUCUUAUGAGUGCUUUCAGUUUCCCGAACAGAAGCCAUCAGGUAGCAUCAACUUGUACUCGGAUGUUUUUAACACAAAAACCACCUACUUGAAUGCAUGGCAAUUUCUUCAAGAGCGCGCCAACAUCACCGUUGGCGUCGAAGGCACUUGUAAGCCAAUUUACCUUUUCUACAUCGGUAGACACUCCAUCCGCUAUCCAAUGAAGAAGGAGGUGGUCAAGUUUACCGAAGUUCUGCCUGGUGUUCGACAGGAAUUGCUGAGAGGUGGCCGUCUAAGCAGAAAUGUGCAAGCUGACUUGCAACGCUGGCGGCUCUUUAUCAGCCCUUCAGAGAGCGCCCGUGUGACACUGUCCGGACAGUUGGACACCGCUCUCCAGGCUCGUCACUUCUACCAGCACUUUCCCAACCUGCUGAACAUUGAAAAGUCAAACAUCGAAGUCGGUGUCACUUCGAAGAUUCGCAGCAAAGAAACGGCGCAAGCUUUUAUUCGGGCCAUCAGUGAGCUGCAGAUGCGAGAGAAGCUACCGUUCGAAGAGGCAAAUGAAGCUGUCGAAAAACUAGUCAAAGAAAAGUUUGCCAUGCCGACAAAGGACAACACGAUAAUGUCUCAUGAGCGAUGCAAAAAGCACCGAACACCGGAACGCAAGGCCAGAGAGCGAAAGGAGUACACUGAGCUGUCGCAGAGUGCGCCUAUUCAGAUCAUGGUCAGACAGUGGUACCAAAGGAAUGGUCUUCAGUUUCCACCCUCUCAAAGUGGCAAAAAGUCGGCCAACAGCACCGCCUUUGACACAAUGACCACAGUGUACCAGGCCUGCGCCAAUGAGAUGGCCGUUCUGCAGCACUCUCCCUGGUGCGCCCUCUUCACCACCAACGAACUGAAGGCACUCAGCUACAUGAGUGACACCUACGAGUACCGAAGCUCGACAAACGCAGACAAUGGCAUUGCCUGCACCAUUAUGAAGGACCUGACCGCCCAGUUGGACGCUGCAACCGCCCGUCUGAAGGGAGGAAGAGGACCGGUGACGCCAGGGUCGACGCUGUACUUCAGCCACAAGGGCAUGAUCAGUCGACUGGUGCAACACCUGGGCCUCUUCAGUCGGGCGCCCAGCCACCACCUGGACCCGAGCAACCCAGGACGGCUUUGUGUGGCCGGCGAUCGACAGUUUCGUUCCUCCACUGUCUUGCCCUUUGGCGCCAACUUUGCCGCAGUGCUGCACCAAUGCGGUGGUGACAAGAGCGGUCAGCUGAAGCUGUUGACGCUGUACAAUGAGAUGCCGGUGAAGAUUGCCGGAUGCAGCAGCUCUUUUUGUGAUCUUAACGAGUUUAUGCAGUUCUACGGCAGUGCAACCUGCCCAGUGGACGUCAUUUGUCCUCUUAAGAAAUGA